AUGGCGAAGGCGCGGCGCGACAAUCCUAGGAGGCGGAGGCACGACAAUCCUGAAAAAAAUACACGGAGUCGGCGUCAGAAGAAACUGAAAGCAUAUGACCUCUCAGCACUGUCCGAGUCCCUCUCAGAACCAGGUGCACCAAAGCAGAAACCUGAAGCAAAGCUGAACUGCAAGUCAAGACAGACAUUAGUGUUACGGGAGGCUGCUCAUCUCAAGGCUGUGCUGGGAAAGAUGCAGUUCCAGCUUGACCCAUUUGCUGCGAUCCAUCAGCACCUGCUAGCAACACAGCCACCUGCAGCUGCAAAGGGCGAUGCCGUGAAGGAGGGGAAGGACUCCAAGAACAAGAAAAGGAGGAGGAAGAAGGGUGCAUCAUCGAGCUCUCAAGCAAUGGAUAUUUGAUUGCAUUCGUUCAGUAGUAACUUGGUCCGGAGCUAUGGAGUUAGAACAUGGCUGGAGCGAAGGGUUUACCCUUGCUUACAAAUCAUGACCAUCUUUGAGUUGUUGUCAUAGAUCAUGCUGG
Zea mays is the source of this 520-nucleotide messenger RNA. RefSeq lists its product as uncharacterized. Bases 1 to 399 code for a protein of 132 amino acids. The transcript is spliced from 3 exons. NCBI's taxonomy places the organism in Eukaryota, Viridiplantae, Streptophyta, Magnoliopsida, Poales, Poaceae. The record is from RefSeq and is a predicted model, not a curated record.